Messenger RNA from Chaetomium globosum CBS 148.51, 1335 nucleotides. RefSeq lists its product as uncharacterized. The coding region runs from base 1 to 1335 and encodes 444 amino acids. The transcript has 4 exons. Gene Ontology annotation, cellular component: ribose phosphate diphosphokinase complex; cytoplasm. Gene Ontology annotation, molecular function: ribose phosphate diphosphokinase activity; magnesium ion binding. Gene Ontology annotation, biological process: purine nucleotide biosynthetic process; ribonucleoside monophosphate biosynthetic process; 5-phosphoribose 1-diphosphate biosynthetic process. Lineage: Eukaryota; Fungi; Ascomycota; Sordariomycetes; Sordariales; Chaetomiaceae. The record is from RefSeq and is a predicted model, not a curated record.
AUGGUCAGAAACAUUGUGGUCCUCGGCGGCAACUCGCAUCCCGCCCUCGUGGAAAGCGUGUGCAACAUCCUGGCUCUGCCAGCCUGCAACCGUAUUCUUACUAAAUUCUCGUCUGGUGAGAGCCGUUGCGAAAUCCAAGAUUCAGUUCGUGGCAAAGAUGUCUACAUCAUCCAGACUGGUUUUGGCGGCAAUGGCAGCAAGCUCAACGACCACUUCAUGGAUCUGUGCAUCAUGAUCUCGGCGUGCAAGACAGGCUCGGCCCGGAGAGUUACGGCGGUCCUACCCCUGUUCCCCUACUCGAGGCAACCCGAUCUCCCUUACAAGAAGGCCGGCGCUCCCCUCUUCAAAGCCCCUUCAGAGAACGGCAAAAAGGACUACACUUUUGACAGCGUGCCGGCCACACCUGCCCCUGGCGUCCCCCGGAGUGCUGGGCUCGUCAACGGCACCGACAUCUCGAGCCGGCUGACCAAGACGUCAUUGCCUAACGGGACCGGCGCGACAUCUCCUGUCAAACAGACCAACGGCACCAGCAACGGAAUCAGCAACGGCGACAGCUAUUUCAAUGGCAACGGCCACAGUGUCGCAACCCCGGCGCCGAGUGCCAUUGGCAGUUACACAACACACGACUACGAGAACGUGUCUCACGUCGGCGCAUUCCAAGCGAAGCCCGGGUAUAAGCAGUGGGUUGCGCAAGCAGGGACACUGGUGGCCAACCUCUUGACUUGUGCUGGUGCCGAUCAUGUAAUCACCAUGGAUCUGCACGACCCUCAAGUCCAAGGAUUCUUCGAUGUUCCUGUAGACAACCUGUACGGCAGGCCCCUGCUCAAGCGGUACAUCCAAACGCACAUUCCCAACUACAAGGAUGCCGUCAUCAUCAGCCCCGACGCCGGUGGUGCGAAACGUGCCACCGCGAUUGCAGACGGCAUGGGCGUUGAGUUUGCCCUCAUUCACAAGGUAACAUCUCUCUGUAUCACCGACAGGCAAAACGCGAGCAUGAUGCUCGUGGGUAACGUAGCAGACCGGGUCUGCAUUCUCAUUGACGAUCUCCUGGACACGGGCAACACCAUCACCCGGGCCGCAAAGCUCCUCAAGAAAGAGGGUGCCACCAAAAUCUACGCGCUCCUCACCCACGGUGUCUUCAGCGGAGACGCCAUCAGCCGCAUCAAGGCAUCCGCUAUUGACAAGUUGGUUGUGACCAACUCGGUCCCACAAAACGAGCACAAGGCGCUCCUGGGACCCAAGCUCGACGUCCUGGAUAUCUCGCCCAUCUUCGCCGAAGCCAUCCGGCGAGUACACCAUGGCGAAUCGAUUAGUGUGCUUUUCAAUUACGACUAA